AUGACUGAGAGUCAGGCCCUGGGAGUCUCUCCCAGCUCCCUGCGGGUGGGGCUGGCUCUCCCGCCCAGGCUGAGCAGCUGGUGGGCCCAGGUUCAGCCCCUGGAGACUAUUGUGCAGCGAGACGCUGGGGGCUUUCUCUUUAAGCAAUGGAAGGAGAAGUUCCUCUUCCUCUCCGUGGACGGGAGCCUCCAGAUCUGCCGUGAUGCCCAGUCCCCGGCCGAGCUGGGCAUCUCGCUCAGCACCAGCUGCCGGGCCAUCCUGGAGGGCAGCGAGAUCUGCGGCCUGCCCCGCCUGCCCCUGGGCGCCCAGCGGGGCAGCUGCUUAGGCCUCAGCCUCAGUGAUGGGAAGUUCCUUCUGCUGCUGGCCCCGGACAACCAGGAAUGCAGACAGUGGCUCAACAUCCUCCGCAAAGUCAAAGAAAGCUUCUCCCAAGGGUCCCCAGCGAGAUGCAAGCUCCACAUUGACUCUCCGUCUAGGAAAUGCUGCUGGAAAGAAGGGGGAGGAGGUUCUCCUGGCACACAGAGCAGAGAAGCCACCAGGAGCAGCCUGUGCAAGGAGAACUGCUCGCCCCGGUGCCUGCGCCACGGCUCCCAGAUGCACGCGGGGGUGAAGGCCGCUUGCCUGCUGAUGGGGGGAGCAGCAGCUGGCCCCACCAUGGGCUACAUGGUGACCUCGGCCACGGCCAGCCGGCCUGGGGAGAUGCACCCCCCCGACUUCAAAGAACUGGGCUAUCACCCGUCCGCCUGCGACUCUGAGGCCUCUCAGUAUGAGACGCUGGAUUACGAAGGGCUGGACCAGGACUUCGACGCGCUGGAUUUCGGGGGGUUUGCCUUCUAGACACACACGAUCCUCCCUCCACGCCCCCAGAUUUAAAGGGCUAAACAGAGACUGGGAGGGGAUCUUGCUGCUGGCUUCUUUUCCUCAGAAACCAGCCACCUCCCAGGGCUCCCCCAGCCUUGCCCCUCACACUGCCCCCUUCCCGGCCAGAGGGUCAGGGUUUGAAUCACGCCCUUCAGAGCCAGCAGCAGUUUUAGGCUGUUAUCCUUUAUGUGGAGCAGCCACGCGAGGCUUUGCAAGGCUGUUACACAAAAGGAUCUGCCCCCGGGGGGGCAGGUAGAUCGGGGCUGGGGCUGGAGUGCAGUGUGCUGUGGCUAUUCUCCAUGUCCCAGGGCCUGUAAGGGGUUGGAGUGUGAGGUAGAGCAGCCGAGAGGCUGCUGUAACUGACACCAAGGGCUAGUCGAGGCUCGUAAUACAGGGAGUGCAAAGAGGGUUGUAAAGCCUCUUUAACCCCAAAGGCGGAGCUGGGGUAAGUGAGAACCAGGCCCUUGGAGAGCAAAGCGAGGGUGAGAGGCUCCCAUAACCCCCUGGUCAGUGCGUGCCCAGCUCACAGAGGACGUAAGUCUUUCCCAGGCCCCCCCUGCAGAGGCUGGCGGUGUGCUCACGCUGUCAGCAGGCGUUCUCAAGGUCCCCGCGCACACCGAGCUGCCGGCUCAGAGAGGCAGCACAUUACGCAGCC
Molecule: messenger RNA, 1516 nt
Organism: Caretta caretta (loggerhead turtle)
Lineage: Eukaryota; Metazoa; Chordata; Testudines; Cheloniidae
Source: RefSeq, a predicted model, not a curated record